This is a messenger RNA of Amborella trichopoda, 1272 nucleotides long. RefSeq lists its product as uncharacterized. The record is from RefSeq and is a predicted model, not a curated record. NCBI's taxonomy places the organism in Eukaryota, Viridiplantae, Streptophyta, Magnoliopsida, Amborellales, Amborellaceae. Gene Ontology annotation, cellular component: plastid.
CCGAGAGAUUGGACACGGCUGAUCUUGACCAACCCUAUCGUGGCCAUUGCCCAACCCGAGCGGAGCCCGUCCUGGUUCGGCCCCAUGCCACAUCCGGUAUGCGUCUUUAGUGGUGAGAGCAACCAGAGCGAAGGUCGGUGGUGGUGGUGGGCAGCCCAGGAGCAAGCGUAUUGGGCUUUGACACUCUAAUUGUAAUAAGGGAAACUCCCUCUUCCCCUCUUUCCUCCGAAAUAUUUUAGUGAGAGAAAGUAGCAUGCUGAAAUUUUGGUGGCUUUUGAUUCUGUAAUUACUCUGAGAGCAACAACCCUCUCUCUCUCGGAAAAAGAAAUAAAUGUAGUGAGAUAAAAGUAGAGCAAACGUUAUGGUGGCGGAAACCGAAGAUUAUUCAGCCGCGGCCACUGUAGUGGGUUUUGAUCCUCCUAUUUCCUUGUUGAGGGGUCCUGUACCAGCAAGCUCCAUUGACGACCCAUCGAAGGGUGAUUUCGUUCUCGCUUUCAAAGAUGAGCGGAGUUGGAGACGAGCAUUUCAAGCGUCUGAGGCCAAAUUAAGAGAACAGUGCGAGGCAGGGGCACGAGUUGGUUGUUCUAUCGGCGCAUCCACCAAAUGCCGGCCUUCAUGGUGGCAAAGCCUAUUCAGGUCCAAUGCUGUUGAUUUCUCGGAGAGAGAGAGAUGUGAAGAGAGAGAAAUGGCUGCUUGUCUUGAUGCUUCCAAAGAAGCUUGCAUCCAGUUUGCCAAGGAUAAAUGUCUGCCAGUCUUUCGAGAUGCACGCAUUGCCUCCAAGAAUCAUAAACAUGGUUUGGAAUCCAUGUUAUUGGGCUCCGAAAUAGAAUCAGCAACUAACUACCGAGGCAGCGUUCUUUUGGGUUGUGAAGUUGAAAGAAGUUGCAAAGAGAGGCAGGAUUUGGCAAAGUAGAUGGGGAGCUACUGUUGAUCUUAUUUAUGAACGCAAAACAUGUGAAGCACAAGCUGAGAAAGGAUUUCCUUGCAACAAGUUAGAUAACACCUUUGUUUGGUGUAAUUUCUUUUCUUAAUAAAUUCUGUUUGGUGUAAUUUUACAUAAUUUCUUGCCUUUUGUUAUUUGAAAGUAGCUUUUUAUAUGAUCUUCUCUGCUGAGGUUUGUCUGUUUAUUUUCUGGUGCGAAUUUGCACUCGUUCUUGUGUUUUCUAGUAUGAGACUAGCUUCUUAAUUAGAUUAGGUACCCAUCUUUCCAACUGAUUUUCUCCAAAGAGGCUUGUGUGAUUUUAUUCUUUUUGGUGUAAUUUUACAUUGUCU